UACAUUUUUCCACUUAUUAUGGCUCAAAGGUUGGUAACCAUGCAUAAACCACAACUUAUUUCACAUUACCUUACUUCUUCUUCCCUUAUUUUCAUCAUUUGGAGAAUACUCCAUUAUCAUUGUAUUCUCUCACCUUACCUUUAAAAAUACGUUUUGUAUCUCUUAAUAUAUCUGGUGGUAAUACAAUUAAUUUCUAGUCUAUUUUAUGUUUUUUAAUUGAUUUAUAUAUAGUGUUGUUGUGGCCACCGACAAGUAAAUUGAAAAGGGAAGUAAGAAAUGAAGAAGAUGAAAGUGGAAAAGUUAUACAGGCUUAUGAUCGUAUUCUUUGCAUUCCAAGUUAUUUGUUUCAUCUUCUUCAUUAGGACUUCUACUCGUCAUCAAGAGCACGAAACAGAUAAACCAACAAAGGUAAUGGGGAGUUCAUCAUCAGCAUUGGGUAGACGACUAUCCAUCCAAGAUGGUGUUAGUAAGCAAAGUUUAAAGAUGUCAUCAACGACUAUCCGACAUUUAUCCAGCAAUCCAACCCUUAUUGAACCCACAAUUAUUUGUGAUCGAUCCCAUCCACUUUAUGAUUGGUGUAAUCUUAAAAGUGGUAGCAUUUUAGAACCCAACACCGCUACAUUCUUUAGUAGAUCAUCGAUUCAUCCCCUGAAAGUGGAAACAAUCCGGCCUUACCCUCGCAAAAGGGACAAUAAAACCAUGUCUAAUAUACGUGAAAUCACCCUAACCACAGAGUUAUCCCACUCUCCAUGUACAAUUGUUCACGAAACCCCAGCUUUAGUAUUCAGCAUUGGUGGCUUCACAGGCAACUUGUUCCAUGAUUUUAAUGAUGGUUUUGUUCCACUAUUUAUCACUAUUAACACCCUCUUUCCUGAUCAAGAUGUUACCCUUGUCAUAACCAACUACAGCGAAUGGUGGUAUGGUAAAUAUGAGGCUAUACUUCCUCAGUUCUCCAACCAAACUGUUAUCAACCUUGACAACCAGACAGUCUCACAUUGUUUCCCAUCUGUGGUAGCCGGCCUCAUAUCUCAUGGACCAAUGACUAUUAACCCUACUCUUAUCCCACAUAGAAAGAGUUUCCUUGACUUUCGUGCUUUGCUUGAGGAAGGAUACCAGAAGUGUCUUGUAUGGCCUCCACCCAAGAUCAAAGGUAGACCGAGGCUUGUGUUAGUAAGCCGAGUAGGGGCUGUUGGACGCGUCAUACUAAACCAAGACAAUGUUAUAAAGUUAGCUCAAGAAGAAGGAUUUGAUGUGGUGGUAUUUGAACCAUCAGCUUACACAUAUCUAUGUGAUGUUUAUCGGUUAAUGAAUGGUAGUCAUGCAAUCAUGGGAGUUCAUGGAGCUGCCCUUACACACUCCCUUUUCCUUCAACCUGGUGCAGCAUUCAUCCAAGUAGUGCCAAUUGGAGGUGAUUGGUUAGCAAGGACUUACUUCCGGAAUUUAGCUAAGGGGAUGAAAUUGGAGUACAUUCAGUACAAGAUUCAGCCAGAGGAGAGUACUUUGGUUGACAAAUAUGGUAAAGAUCAUGUUUUAAUACGUGACCCCGAUUCCAUAACAGCUACAAAUUGGUCUGCAUUGCAUAAUAUUUACUUGAGAGGCCAAGAUGUUAGGUUGGACAUGGCAAGAUUCAAGACAUGUUUGAAGAAUGCUUAUGUUAAGGCCAAGAAAUUAAUGGAGCAUCAAGGUUUACACGUCCGUCGUCGCUCUAAAAUUAAGAAAUUCAUCAGGCCACAGGUCUUCACUUAUACUUAUGGUGUUAUGUAGGCUAACUUUGGUUACAUGUAUAUGUCAAAUUAUACAGAUUUUUUUGUACUGCAGAUACUAAAUCGUCUUAUUCUCGUCUCAAUGUCUCAUUUUCGUCGAGAUAAUUAUAUUUGGAAGUUGGAACUCUAACUAGUUAAUGGCCCAACUGAUGUCAUAUGUGGUAGAAAAAUAGGUCAAUUAGAUUAAUAUAUAACUUCUUUUGAGUCUA
Molecule: messenger RNA, 1972 nt
Organism: Spinacia oleracea (spinach)
Lineage: Eukaryota; Viridiplantae; Streptophyta; Magnoliopsida; Caryophyllales; Amaranthaceae
Product: xylan glycosyltransferase MUCI21
Exons: 2
Coding region: 277-1764 (495 amino acids)
Molecular function (GO): glycosyltransferase activity
Source: RefSeq, a predicted model, not a curated record